Fusarium tjaetaba is the source of this 723-nucleotide messenger RNA. Its product is annotated as acetoacetate decarboxylase. The record is from RefSeq and is a predicted model, not a curated record. Gene Ontology annotation, molecular function: lyase activity. The coding region runs from base 1 to 723 and encodes 240 amino acids. The transcript has 2 exons. NCBI's taxonomy places the organism in Eukaryota, Fungi, Ascomycota, Sordariomycetes, Hypocreales, Nectriaceae.
AUGCCUUUCGGUACUCUGAAGACAAAGGAAGCUAGAGGCCCCAUCCCUCUCUGCUCUCCGCCCUACCCCGUUGGCCUGGAUGAAUUCACCGAUAUCACAGACAUGAUCCCCGAGGAACUAGAGCUAGAAGAUGAACCCAUUGUCACCCUCACCCUCUUCAACUAUGGCAUGAGUCCAAUUGGCCCAUACAACGAGUUUGUCUGUGGGGUCGAGGUCAAGUUCCAGGGCAAUAAGAUGCCCUUUUCCAUCGAGCUUAUCCUAAACAACGAAGGUGCCAUUUAUGCCGGACGAGAGCGUUGGAGUAUUCCAAAAUUGAUGGGUGUCGUUGAGUUUGAUCCCUCCGCCACGAAUUCAGCUCCUAAUGGAAUCAUAACGGGCCAUGUUGAGCGCCCCGCGGGCUGCAAGCUCGUCCAGUUCGGGUUCAAGCCGCUGAAGAAGGUUCAAGACUGGGGUGUUCUUGAUGGCAUGAAGCGCCAGAGUCUUCACCUUCGCUCCAUCCCUGCGGCGAAUAGUCAUGAUCCCCCAAUUCUCCGGGAGUUUAUCCCUACCUGUAUGGAGAUAACUCAUGCCGAGGUUUGGGCAGGUGAGGGGUCUGUUGGUCUCUUUAAUGUUUCCGAGUUCGGUCCGGUUCAUCGACUCAAGGUCGUGAAAUACGUUGGCGCAACUCUGUGCAGAGGUGCUAGAGCUGUUCUGCACCCAACCUCGAAGACCUUUGCUAUCUGA